Vitis vinifera (wine grape) is the source of this 1845-nucleotide messenger RNA. RefSeq lists its product as uncharacterized. The record is from RefSeq and is a predicted model, not a curated record. Lineage: Eukaryota; Viridiplantae; Streptophyta; Magnoliopsida; Vitales; Vitaceae. Gene Ontology annotation, molecular function: zinc ion binding. Bases 1 to 1845 code for a protein of 614 amino acids. The transcript is spliced from 2 exons.
AUGGACUUGGAAAAUUCCAUUUAUGGCUACCUUCAUGAAGGAGGGGAGAUUGUACCUAAGGAGGAUAAACAAAUACAAUACAAGGGUGGACAACAAAAAGGCAUGUAUAUUGGACAAAGGAUGUCAUAUGCUGAAUUUGUUUCAAAGGCAUGUGAACGGUUGAAUAUUAAUUCAAAUGGAUAUACAUUUCAUUACACCCUUGAGUUUGAUCCAUCUGCACUUCAACAGUUGGAUGAUGAUGAGGACAUGCAUAUGAUGUUAUCCCAUAGUUAUGAUUAUGCUCGUAUUUAUGUAUUAAAACGGACUCGAAGAGUAGAAGUUGAAGGAGAUGUUGAGUGUUCAAGCCAACCUUCAAUGCGGGGAAGGAGAGGUGCUCAUGUCAUAGAGCAAGUAAUAAGGGCAACCCCUCAGUAUUUGCCCCGUCAAAUUUGCAAAGACUUCAGGAGUCGGCAUGGUGUUUCAUUGAGUUAUAAGCAAGCUUGGACAUACAAAGAAAUGGCAAAAGAGAGAAUAUAUGGUCUUCCAGAAAACUCAUAUAUGUUGUUGCCAUGGUUAUGUCAGAGAUUGGUAGACAUUAAUCCAGGGACGAUUGUUGAAUAUAGCACACAAGAUGGGCAUUUUUGGCAAUUGUUCAUUGCACAUUCUUUUUCAAUUCAAGGGUUUUUAAUGGGUUGUCGACCUGUUAUUGCAAUUGACUCAACUCAUUUGAUUGGACCGUAUAGGGGCUCUUUAUUUUCUGCAACAGCUUAUGAUGCUGAUGAUUGCAUGUUCCCAAUUGAAUUUGGUGUUGUAAGUUCAGAAAACUAUGAGGAUUGGCUAUGGUUUUUGCAAAAAUUGAAGGGCAUACUUCAAGAUAAAGAGGUAGUCAUAAUAUCAGAUAGGCAUCAAGCAAUCCUUCGUAGUGUUUCUCAACUUUUUGGAGUAGAAAAUCAUGCAUAUUGUUAUCGUCAUGUGAAAGAGAAUUUUAGUAGCUAUCUGACGAAACAUAGUAUGAAGGGAAAAAAAUGUAAAAUGGAUGCAUUGUUGCUACUUGAUAAUGUUGCGUAUGCUAGGUUGGAUGAUGAUUAUGUUGUAGCCAUGGAAAAAUUAAAGACAUAUAACAGUGACCUAGCGAAGUGGGUUGAAGAGAACAGUCCACAACAUUGGGCAAUGUCAAAGUUUGCCAAAAAACGAUGGGAUAAGAUGACAACUAAUCUUGCUGAAUCAUUCAAUGCUUGGCUGAAGGAGGAACGUCAUUACACAAUUUUCAACUUAGUAAUGACACAUAUGGAUAAGUUUGCUCAUCUAGCAUGUGAUCAUAUGGGUUCUACAGAAAAUUGGAAAGCUGCAAUUAGCCCAAAGACCGAGGAAAAGUUGUUGGAAAACAUUAUAAAGAGUGGGUCAUUGCCUGUAUAUCCCUAUGUUGGUGGUGUGUUUAAGGUAUUCAAUAUGAAAGUAUAUGUAGACGUGAAUUUGAGAGAGCGUACAUGUACUUGUAAGGCUUGGCAAAUGGCCGGAAUACCUUGUGAGCAUGCAUGUGCAGCAAUACGCCAGAUGAAACAAGAUGUUUAUGAAUAUGUUGAGUCAUAUUUCAAGCUUCCAAUGCAAGAGUUGAUAUAUUCUGGACACUUCAAUUCAAUUCCAAAUCACAAUAUGCCUAUAGUUGAUGCUGAUGGAUGUGUUUGUGAUGCUCAAGGUCGCUUAUAUCCUUCGCUUAAACCUCCAUCCUCAAAACGACCACCUGGAAGGCCUCGACACCGUCAAAUAGAGUCGCAAUUUAGUUCAAAAAGGUUUAUCUUCUGUUCACGAUGUCAAGUUGCAGGCCAUAAUCGAGCUUCAUGCAAAAAUCCAUUACCCGCUCCAUGA